AUGGACGAGAACAGCAGAAAGACAAAGACGACAUCCCCCAAAACAGAAGUGAACGAAAUUGACAGGGAACUUUUUGGAGAAGAGGAACUGCAAAUAUUGCAAAACAAAACUGUGUCAAGUGAUGGGAAUCAAAAAGAGGAAGAACUUUUAGGAAAUAUUGAAUUGCUAGUAGCUGACGAAGAUGAUUUUAUUAACUUCGAAGGGUUGAGCAGCAACGAAAAUGAUACAAGUGCUAAUGGAAGUUCCGAUUCUGAUGUGCAGAUUGUAGAAGAGAUAACAAAAUUGAAAAAGGAGAGUCCCAAAACAAAGGGUAAAAAAAAAAAGAAAGAAAGAAAACAUAGUGUUUAUAAUAAGGAUAAUUCUGAGACGGAAAGAAAUGAAAGCGAAGGGGAAGAUGAUAGUUGUAAUGAGGAAAAGACAAAAACUUUAUCUAUUGAAAAUAUAAAAAAUUUCAAAGAGAUGCAAAUUAAAAAUAUGAAAAAAAAGAUUGAAGAGAAUAAACUAAUUACUUAUAUGCUCUGUUGGAUUUGUCACCUUCAAUUCUUGAACGGCAUUUGUAAUGACAAAUUAGUCCAAGCAUUAAUAUAUUCUGUAUAUGUAAAUUAUCAAAAGGGUAAAAAUAGAAAGUUGUAUAAGGACCCGAUUUACCUAUUCAUGUUUGUGAAGAAUUCAUUUAAUUUGAUUAUGGAUGAAAAAUCAUGGAUAUCGGGAGAAAAAUAUAUUUCCAGAAAUGUUCGUGGUUCGAUUAUAUUUCGAUUGUUAAGAAGUAUACAAAGAAAAAGAGGUAACAAUGUUAUGAUAAAUUUAAUUUUUAUUGCUUUAUGCAGAUGUUUAAAUAUACCUAGCCGUAUAUGUUUAACUUUGCCAUUUUUAAAAACUGAUAUAGAUAUUGAACAUGAAAAUCGAUUUUUAAAAAAGUGCUAUGAGACUUAUCAUUCCAAUUUUAGUAAAAGUAUUUUUUAUCGCCACUUCAUCGAUUCAUUGAAUGAUGAAUACAAUGAAGAUGAUAAUGUAUCUAGUCCUCUUGUCAAUCGGGGUGGUAAUAAAAAUGAAGAAAAUAUCCAUGUUGACGAUGUCAUUAUCAUUGACAGGGAAGAUGAGUUCUUUCAAAGGGAUUACCACUAUGCAGCAGGAAUAGCAAAAAAACAAAAUCAGAGUCGAAAUGAAAAGAAUGGAAAUAAUUCACGUAAAAUCAAUAAAGAUGAAACUGCCCAAUUUAACAUAUUUUCAGAAUGUUACUCAACAAGCUUCAACAAGUGGAUAUCCUUCUUUUUUUGUUACAAUGUGUAUUAUUUUAACUUUUUUAAUUUUUCAAAACAUGAUAACUCUUCUACAAAUGAAGAUAAAAUUUUCCACGUUCUUCUACCUUUGCCAAAAAAUCCAGAAGAAAUAAAAACAUACAGGAAUCAAAGGAGGACUCGUUCCUUGGGAGGCUUUGCGAGGUCGCUGUUCAUAUUCAACAGGGGAAAAGCCACUAGAAAGGGCAGUUCUGGAAGUGAUAGAAUUGAUCGAAGUGGUGGAAGUGAUCGAAGUGGUGGAAGUGAUCGAAGUGGUGGAAGUGAUCGAAGUGGUGGAAGUGAUAGAAGUGGUGGAAGUGAUAGAAGUGGUGGAAGUGAUAGAAGUGGUGGAAAUGAUCGAAGUGAUCGAAGUGAUAGAAGUGGUGGAAAUGAUCGAAGUGAUAGAAGUGGUGGAAAUGAUCGAAGUGAUGGGCUUGGUGGGCCAGAUCAGAAUAAACCCCAAAUAAGGAUAUACAAAAAGAGAAACAAAAGGAGAAGUGAUCACAUAGAUGUACCAAUCGAAAAAGGAAAGGAUACCAAAUGUUGUGUAAAUGAAAUGGAAGGAAAUGAAGUAAACAAAGGGAAUUGCUUAUCAAGCCAAAGUAGUAAUACAUGCAUAGGAAAAAAAUUGUCUAGCUCGAAAUUCGAAAUUCUGAUCGAUGAUCAUAGGGGGAAAAUGUACAUCGAACGGGAUAACAAGUUUUUUAUAGUUGACCAAAAGAGUAAGAAAGUGGUUAGAAUUGUAUACGUGGAACAAAAGAAUCGUAAUAAUGAUAAUCAGAACGGUGAUAAUAUCAAAGGAGGGGUGAAGGAGAAGGCACAGGAAGAGAAGGAGAAAUGUGUAAAAAAUAAACCAAAGGAACAGGAAAACACCCUAUACAACUUUGAAAAAGAGGAAGAAAACAGCGAAAUCGUGAAUUCAUUGGUUAAUAUCUACAGAUCGAGUGGAAAAAAGAAUUCUCUGCUGAGUCAGAUCAAAGAAUUGCGUUUAGCGAAUGGUAAAUUACGAGACGAUGCUGUUAGCACCAGCAGAUAUCCCUCUGCUCCUACUUCUACUGCUGCUACUGCGACUACUACCCAUCCUGGUACUAUGGGGAGAAAGAAACUUCUUGGGGAUGAGGUGUGGGAUCAUGGAGAAAUAAUAUAUGAUAAGUUUGCGAAUCCAAUGAAUGCCUCUUCUGAAGAGGCAAAAUACAUAAAGGUGUUUAUAAAUAGCCAUGUUUAUAGAUAUUUACAGAAUUUAGAUCACUACAACUUAUAUAUGUGUGUGAAUGGGUGUGGAAUAGUGAGGGAUGUUAGUGUACGUCACAAAUUGAGAUAUAGCAGAGGGGGGAAUAGUGAUGGAAAUAGUGGAAGAAACAGAGGAAAUAGCAACAAUGCUAUAAUUAAGGGAGAUAGAUAUUGUAACAUUGUGAGAAAUCACUUCAGACGAAUAGCAUACGACAUUAAUAAAAAACAAAAAUAUAAUCACUUUGAACAAGCACUAGAUAAAUUAGAUGAUGAAUAUUUAUACAAUCUUUACAUAACCAAUAUGAUACCUACAGAAAAAUCAGACUUCCUCAAAUCCAGUUAUUAUAUAUUAAAAUCUAUGUUAAAGAAAAACCAAGUUAUAUAUCCAAAUAAUCCGGUUGGACUGUUUAAAGGAGAAAAUGUUUAUCUGAAGGAACAUUUUUACAACUUAAUGAGACGAGAAUGUUUAGAAAGUAAACAUUACUACAUUAGCGAUAGUGAAAAACCACUAAGUUACGAAUUUGAUGAGUAUAAUAAGGUGAAAGUGCCUCUAUACGCUCAAUUUCAAUUAAAAAAGAAAAAAAAUGAGACCACCAACAAAGUUUGCAAACCGCUUUUGCUCGGCUCAAAUGAGAACGCUGAAUUGGGCAACAAUGUUAAUGCUGAUGAGGAAAAUAAUAAAGAUAAUGGCAUCAUCGUCACUGGAAAUGGUAACACGCAUAGAUUGGACAAUAUGCAAAUGUGCACUUUCUUGGAUGAAGAAAAUUUUGACUACAUAUACAACAAGAAAGACAAAUUGCACAUUCUGAAAACAAAAUUGUUUGCACACUCAAAAGCGAGCAACUUAAUCGAACUGAAUAAUGACGAUAUAUGUAUUUAUAACAUUAAAUUGAAAUACGUCUUCAAACAUUUAAGAGGAACAAUUCCUUAUAAAAUUGUGUACAAUAGUUCUUACUUUUUUAAUAAAUUUCGAAAAAAACCUAAUGCAGUAACAGAUGCUGACAAACUUAUUAUAAAAAAAAAACAUAUGACACAAUUCCAAAAUUUGUACAUGCCACAAAAACGAAUGGAAGACGAAUUUUUAAUAAAUGAUAAAUCCAAGCAAAUCAAAAAUUUAUGGAAGGUACUCUGCAAGAGUGUCCUAUACGAGCAAGAAAACAAAAAGGUUUCUCAAAAUAGGGAGAGGGCGAAAACAAUUUACAAAAUGAAAGAAUUCAAUACAGACGUAGAUAGAUACUUUCAAAUUUGA
Messenger RNA from Plasmodium gonderi, 3756 nucleotides. RefSeq lists its product as hypothetical. Gene Ontology annotation, molecular function: damaged DNA binding; single-stranded DNA binding. Lineage: Eukaryota; Apicomplexa; Aconoidasida; Haemosporida; Plasmodiidae. The coding region runs from base 1 to 3756 and encodes 1251 amino acids. The record is from RefSeq and is a predicted model, not a curated record. The transcript has a single exon. Gene Ontology annotation, cellular component: nucleotide-excision repair factor 2 complex; XPC complex; nucleus. Gene Ontology annotation, biological process: nucleotide-excision repair; mismatch repair.